AUGUCAAGAAACCUAAGCUUUGAUUCAUCUGAAUCUGCAAACCGUUCCUAUGCUGACACGGAUCAACUGAUCCCACAAACUCAGAUCAAUAAAUUACCAAAGAUUUUAUUUGCAGACUGGCUUAGCCUAAAAGAGUUUCAUGGACAUAAUGGUUUGGCGUUCAAUGGUGGGGCUAGCAAUGGCUCAAAUUACCAAGAUACCCCUAUGAAUGAACUGCUAUCAAAUGAAGCUUCCACAGACAACAAUGAAGAAACCCAAACACCCCCUGUUGUCGUAAAAGAGUGGGAGAAAACAGAGGGGGCUGCUGCCCUUGGCUCGCCGGAAACCACCAACAAACACCUCUGGUAG
This is a messenger RNA of Lactuca virosa, 348 nucleotides long. The record is from the annotation of a GenBank genome assembly. NCBI's taxonomy places the organism in Eukaryota, Viridiplantae, Streptophyta, Magnoliopsida, Asterales, Asteraceae.